UUCAAGUUAACGCGUGCAAGCAAAAAAAUCGUAACAACAAUGGCAGUGGCGAGUACCUCUUCGGCUCUCCGGCUCCAGCCUCUCCUCCUCAUACUCCUACUCGCUGCCACCAGCGAGGCCACCACAUUCAAAAUCAUCAACCAAUGCUCCUACACCGUGUGGCCAGCCGCUCUGCCGGGAGGUGGCGUGAAGCUCGAUCCGGGGGAGGCGUGGGCGCUGAACAUGCCCGCUGGUACCUCAACAGGGCGCAUCUGGCCGCGCACAGGCUGCUCACUCCUUGACGAAGGCGGGUCAUGCCAAACUGGCGACUGCAGCGGCUUGCUCACCUGUACGGCCAGUGGUCGAUCGCCAAGCACGCUGGGCGAGUUCAGUCUUGGCCAAGGCCAAAUUGAUGAUUUCUUCGACAUCUCGCUCAUUGAUGGCUUCAACGUGCCCAUGGACUUCCUGCCGGUGCCGGUUCAGGGAAGGUCAGGGUGCAGCAAGGGGCCGCGCUGUGCAGCCAACAUCACAUCGCAGUGCCCAAGAGAGCUAAAGGCUCCGGGAGGGUGUAGCAAUGCAUGUACUGGGAGCACGGCAAGCCGUUGCAACACAAGUUACUCGGCCUUCUUUAAGCAGAUGUGCCCAGAUGCCUACAGCAAGCCUGAUGAUACAUCCACUUACUCUUGCCCGUCGGGCACAAAGUACCAGGUCAUCUUCUGUCCCCUGAUUAAUCAAACACUCUCACCUACAGCUGAAAGUCCCCUGCCUGCACCCCCAGCCGAGGCAACACCUCCGACCCCAAGUACUCUACCUACAACUAUUGGGCCAACAAGCAUGAAACCGAAAUCCCCCUCUGGAAGAAGAGUUGUUGCAAUUCUAGCUCCUGUAGGCGGCUUCAUUUUGCUCACCAUCUUGUUCCUCGUCGCCUUCUUUAUAUGUAAACGAAGAACACAACAACAUGAGAUGGAAGAAGAGGAAGAGUUUGGGGAGCUACAAGGAACACCAAUGAGGUUCACAUUUCAACAGCUAAGAGCAGCAACCGAGCAAUUUGCAGACAAGCUCGGGGAAGGAGGAUUUGGGUCUGUUUUCAAGGGACAGUUUGGUGGUGAAAGGAUUGCAGUAAAACGUUUGGAUCGAACUGGUCAGGGCAAAAGAGAAUUUUCGGCAGAGGUUCAAACAAUUGGCAGCAUUCAUCAUAUUAAUCUGGUGAGAUUGAUUGGUUUCUGUGCAGAGAAAUCCCACAGGCUCUUGGUAUAUGAGUACAUGCCCAAAGGAUCCUUGGACAGAUGGAUCUAUUGUCGACAUGACAAUGAUGCUUCUCCUCUAGAUUGGAGCACGCGGUGCAAGAUUAUCACUCAUAUAGCUAAGGGCCUCUCGUAUCUUCAUGAGGAGUGCACAAAACGAAUUGCUCAUUUGGAUGUCAAACCACAAAACAUCCUCUUAGAUGACGACUUCAAUGCUAAACUUUCUGAUUUUGGACUAUGCAAGCUCAUUGACAGGGAUAUGAGCCAAGUGGUUACCAGAAUGCGAGGCACACCUGGGUAUUUAGCUCCUGAAUGGUUGACAUCACAGAUCACGGAAAAGGCAGAUGUCUAUAGCUUUGGCGUUGUGGUCAUGGAAAUCAUGAGUGGAAGAAAGAACCUUGACACUUCACGGUCAGAGGAGAGCAUUCAUCUCAUUACCCUAUUGGAGGAAAAGGUGAAGAGUGAUCGGUUGGUAGAUUUGAUUGACAAUAAAAGCGCCGACAUGCAAGCACACAAGCAAGAUGUAAUUCAGAUGAUGAUGCUUGCAAUGUGGUGCUUGCAGAUUGAUUGCAAAAGAAGGCCUAAAAUGUCCGAGGUAGUAAAAGUAUUGGAAGGUGCGAUGAAUAUAGACAUCAACAUAGAUCAUAACUUUGUUGUGAAUCCAGCAAAUUUUGGUAGUGCUGGAAAUGUGAGCUCUUCAGCUCCACCUCUAGCUUCAGAUGUAUCAGGCCCCAGGUGAAACAAGACAAUCCUGACAAGGUAGCCAAUUAGAUUGUGAGUAGGGGAUUCUCUCAAAGCUAUGAUCACAAUCAGAUGAACUUAUUUGUAUUCCUUUGUUCAGGUUUUCCUUGUAACACAAAUAUGCUUUGAGCUAUCAUGGUUGAAAUUAGUACUAACAAGUUUUAAA
Aegilops tauschii subsp. strangulata is the source of this 2130-nucleotide messenger RNA. RefSeq names its product probable receptor-like protein kinase At5g20050. The record is from RefSeq and is a predicted model, not a curated record. Gene Ontology annotation, molecular function: ATP binding; protein kinase activity. Gene Ontology annotation, biological process: protein phosphorylation. NCBI's taxonomy places the organism in Eukaryota, Viridiplantae, Streptophyta, Magnoliopsida, Poales, Poaceae.